Messenger RNA from Hirsutella rhossiliensis, 537 nucleotides. RefSeq names its product ATP-dependent DNA helicase PIF1. The transcript has a single exon. The record is from RefSeq and is a predicted model, not a curated record. Lineage: Eukaryota; Fungi; Ascomycota; Sordariomycetes; Hypocreales; Ophiocordycipitaceae. Bases 1 to 537 code for a protein of 178 amino acids.
AUGGUCGAGGAGAUGCUCAUUGCUAGAGUUCACGUACACGUGAAAGUCCUGCAGGUGCGUGGCGCUCAGUAUAAAUAUCGCGGUCACGUUGUCCACUUCCUUCGCAAUGUUGGCAGGCUUUUUGAAGAGCUCCCAGUCCUACCUGAAGAGCUAGAUAUCAUCCUCCUGCGGCCUCCUAAUAUAGAGGGCGACCCUCGCUUCCGGCAACAGUUUGCUCGCGAUUUCCGGGUACGUCGCUCAUGCCUGUCGGCCUGGCUGCAUUACCUACAGCGUCACCACCCGGGCUAUCGCGAUAUUGUUGUGAGCCAGAAUCGCCUGCAACGGAUUCCUCUUGAUGGCAGCAUAGUUGCUUCCAUUGCCAGCCAAGUGGCUGACAUACCUGACGGCGAAGUCCCCCAGGGCCCCGUUGAGGAGGUUGUGGAAGAGGACCCAAGCGAUGCCGAUGCAUCAGCGAUCCCGAAUUUGUGUCACGGCGAGCGAAAGGAGACUGCAGACAAAGCUAGCAAGAUACUCUGUAACGAAAGAAUACUAAGAUGA